Lycium barbarum (goji berry) is the source of this 5100-nucleotide messenger RNA. RefSeq lists its product as uncharacterized. Lineage: Eukaryota; Viridiplantae; Streptophyta; Magnoliopsida; Solanales; Solanaceae. The coding region runs from base 198 to 944 and encodes 248 amino acids. The record is from RefSeq and is a predicted model, not a curated record. The transcript is spliced from 2 exons.
GAAUUCACUUACUCUUAAAAAUUAACAGGUGUAUUGACAAAAAUACUCUUAAUUAAGUGGGGCUUUGAAACUAUAACAAACAUCAAAUUUGGGUAAAAGGCGUUAUUACAACAUCUAGAAAAAGAAAAAAGAAAAAAAAACCUAACCCCUCUCUUCUCUCUCCUCACCGGAGUAUACUUCCGCCAUCGUGUCCGGCGAUGGCCAAAGGGCAAAGAAAAGGGCGAGGACGCCCAAGAAAGGACCAACCUGAAGUGGGUAGCUCAGGUCCGACUGAAGUGGAGAAUCAAAGUCAAUUGAAGACAAGCGAAACCCCACCUCCUCCACUGCUACAAACUCAAUCGGCGGUUCUUAGGGCUUUAAGUGGUACGAAGGCGGGGUUGAGUGAAGUAGCAAAAUCGUCUAGUGCCGCUGGUGUUGCGAGGACACUCCAGCUAGCGACAACGCCGCCAUCGAACCCAAUAGUUACCAUGACGACUGCAACAUCGGUUUCUGUGCAAGGAACGAGUCAGAGACAAGAGAAUUCUACUGUUCCAGAGCCAAGUGCAGCAGAUAAGGUAACAGAACCAAAAACCUGGGCUAAACUCUUUGCUGGGAAUCGAAGUGCUGCUAAUGAUAUGACUCUUGAAUAUAUUCCACCGGAAAUUAUCAAUGGAACAGUGACUGUGCAGCUAGAAAAAGAUGAUUAUGAUAGAGAAACUGAGAAAUGGAGUAGUGUACUGAUUGUAUAUAGGAUAGGACAAACACCAGGUUAUAACUAUAUGCGACGAUUUAUCACUCAAACAUGGUCCGCUGUUGCUAAACCUGCUAUAUUCUAUCACAAAGAGGGUUACUAUGUUGUUAAAUUUCAAGACAAAUAUGAUAUGAAUGAAAUUCUGUUUACUGGGCCAUAUUCCAUCAACAAUAGACCCUUGAUUCUGAAACCAUUGACCCUUUUUUUUAGUUGAACUCUGAAUUCUUGACGGAGAUACCUCUAUGGGUCAGAUUUCCCAAUCUCCCUAUGAGCUGUUGGAGUAGCAAUGCCUUGAGUAGGAUUGGAAGUGCUAUAGGCACCCCAUUAUAUGCUGAUGGCUGUACUACUAAGCAGACAAGGAUAUCCUAUGCUAGGAUGUUAAUUCAAGCAAAUGUCACAAAGCCUUUACCAUCAGUGAUCAAUGUGGGAGCCCCUGAUGGUAGAGCUUUUGAACAGGACAUUGCCUAUGACUGGAAACCUGAAUUCUGCGAAAGUUGCUAGAGAAUUGGCCACAUUUGCCAGCCUCAGCCUGUUAUUACUGAACAAUAUCAUGAACAAUCUAGACGGAGGAAGAGAGUUAGACGAGCCCCUCAAGCUAACCAGCAAGCUCCUCAAGCUAACUAGCAAGCCUCUCAAGCUAGACAACAAGCCUCUCAAGCUAACCAACAAGUCCAACAUGUGUGGAAAGCUAAGGAAACUGAAGGUGUGCAAAAAACAGUGGAGAUAUCAGGAGAUAAUAUAAAAAUAGGGGGUUCUACUUCGACUGAUUCAACAGUUGUUCCCAUAGCUAAUAGUACUGAGAUUAGUACUUUAGUUUCACAGAAAUCUCCAGUACAGGGCCAGGAUGGAGUUCAACCUGGGCCAACUGAAGCUAGUUGUAGUGCUAGUCCCCUGAGCCCGGAUUAUCUGAUGGAGUUCCCAGAACUCGUUGUUGGAUCUGCAAGGCGGAAGAGUAUGGCAGUGAAUUUAGUGAAUUUGAGACCCUAAAGACCACCUGGACCAUCCCCUCUAGCUAUAGGGGUGCCAGUCUCCCAAUCGAUAUGACUUGGUUAGUGUGGAAUAUUAGGGGUAUCAACAAGGGGUAUAAACAAAAGGAGCUGAAAACUUAUUUCAACAGAAGCAUAUUAAACUAGUUGGCCUCCUAGAAACAAGAGUUAAAGAGUUUAAAGCUAGCAAAGUGAUGAAGAUGAUUGCUCCCAAGUGGGAAGUGCAUUAUAACUACCUUAAUGCCCACAAUGGUAGAGUAUGGCUAAUGUGGGAUCCUGAAGCUUAUAAUGUUACUGUUAUGCAAACUGAGGCUCAGUUUAUUCAUGCCAAGGGUCAGCAGAGAAGUCAAAGUCUUGAGUGCUUAUUGACUAUAGUGUAUGGAUACAACACUACUGCUCAAAGGAAAUCCUUAUGGGAUGAAUUAUCAAUUGUAUCCCAGAAUAUAAACAUUCCAUGGAUUGUUUGUGGGGAUUUUAAUGCAAUGCUAUACCCCCAAGAUAGGUUGUUUGGUAAUCCUUUAACCCUAGUUGAUGUUAAGGAGUUUGCUGAUUGUGUUCAUAACUUUACAUCUUAAUGAACUUGCUUGGAAUGGGGACUACUAUACAUGGACCAAUAGACAACAUAGAGUAGAUAGAAUUAGUAGCAGGCUGGAUAGGGCUUUUGGUAAUGAUCUAUGGAUGAUGCAAUGGGGACAUUUAUAUAUAGAGUAUGAUCUUCCCGCAAUUUCUGAUCAUUCUCCUAUGCUAUUCAAGAUUAAAGAGUCUAGAUGGGUUCCUAAAGUUACAUCUAGGUUCUUCAAUGUAUGGGCUGAUCAUGAAGGCCUUGCUCCUCUUAUAGAAUCUAUUUGGAAGAAGAAUCAGGAUGGUGACACCAUGAGAUCUAUUUGGGCCAAACUCAAGAGCCUUAGACCACUAUUCAAGAACCUGAAUGCUGAAGAGUUCAAAAGAGUUAGACAGAAAAUUGAAAAGGCUAGGUAUGAACUAAAGGUGGUACAAGAAUCUAUAGCUAUGUAGUACUCUGACCAACUAUUGAAUUAGGAGAAAAAUAAAGUAAUGCAACUUGAGAAGUGGUCACUCAUUGAAGAAAGUAUUAUGAAACAGAAGUCUCGGGUAAAAUGGAUGAAAUUAGGAGAUUCUCAUACCAAGUAUUUCAUUGCUGUAAUGAAAGAAAGGAGUCACAAAAAAUGCAUCCAAGAACGCACUGCUACUAAUGGGAUUAAGCUUACUGACCCUAAUGAUAUCAAGGCUGAAAUUGUCAAAUUUUAUAAGGGGCUGAUGGGUACUACUGUUGCAUUACUUCUUGCAGUUAGAGCCCGUUUGGAUUGGCUUAUAAGUUGCUUCUAAGUUGCUUAUAAGCUGUUUUCAGCUUUUUUGAGUGUUUGGCUGGUCAGCUUAAAGUCAUUUUGUGCUUAAAAUAAGCUCAAAAAAAUAAUUUGGCCCAUUUGACUUAGCUUAUCUAAAGCAGCUUAUAAGCUGAAAACAGCUUAUAAGCCAAAAAAAAUAAGUUAGACUACCCCAACUUAUUUUUUUUAGCUUAUAAGCUGCAAACAGCUUAUAGGCAUAAGCCCAUCCAAACGGGCUCUUAGUAGAGUGGUUAUGGCCAAGGGCCCUUAACUGACCUAUGGUAAAAAAUUGGCUCUAUGUGCUGAAGUUACAGAAAAAGAUGUAACUUGGGUUCCCAGCUAAUUUCUCCAGGUGGAUCAUGGCGUGUGUUAAAACAGUCAACUACUCAAUACUGGUUAAUGGAGAACCGACAAAGCCAUUUGAUGCUGCUAAAGGGCUCAGGCAAAGAGACCCUAUAUCUUCUUUCCUGUUUGCACUGGCCAUGGAAUAUUUAAGUAGAAGCUUGAACUUGUUGAAAGAGAAGAACGAGUUUAAAUACCAUCCUAAAUAUGCCAAACUUGGUAUUACACACCUUAUCUUUGCCAAUGAUUUGCUCUUGUUUGCGAGAGGUGACCUAAAUUUCGAAUCUUGCCUUCAAAACUGUUUCCUUCAAUUUUCUACUGCCUCUGGUUUGCAAGCUAAUAUGGACAAGAGCUCAGUUUAUUUUGGAGGGUUCACACUGGAGAAUAGAGAAGUGAUAUCAAGUCAGUUGGGGUUUGGACAGGGAGAAUUGCCUUUCAAUUAUUUAGGUGUCCCUUUAGCCACCAAAAACUGUCCAUCAUCCAAUGGCAACCUCUGAUUGAUAAAAUAGUGGCCAGAAUUUCAUCUUGGACUGCUAAACAGUUGUCCUAUGCUGGUCGAACACAAUUAGUUCACUCUGUCCUCUUUGGUAUACAAGCUUAUUGGUCACAACUUUUCCAGAUGCCCGCUAAGGUAAUGAAGCUAAUUGAAGCUCACUGCAAGAGCUACAUUUGGUCGGGCACAAACUCUAUAACAAAGAAGGCUUUGGUCGCUUGGGACAGGGUCUGUUCCCCUAAGUGUGUUGGUGGGCUGAGCCUAAUAAAUUUGAAAAUUUGGAAUAGAGCUGCAUUAACUAAAUCUAUUGGGACCUCGCCAACAAGCAGGAUAAAUUGUGGAUUAAAUGGGUCCAUAUAUAUAUAUAUAUAGAGAGAGAGAGAGAGAGAGAGAUUGACCUAUGUCCUAUUCCUUCUCAGGCUAGUUAGUUAUUGAAAAAGAUUUUCGAAGCCAGACAAACUUCAGGGAAUAUCCAAUAGCAGAAUGUACAAGGCAAGAGUUUCAUCAGACAUGUGUAUCUACUGCUACUUGAACCCACAGUGAGAGUGCCUUGGAAAUGUUUCAUGUUCAAGAAUGAUGCGAGAGCUAAAGCAAUGUUCACCAUGUGGCUUCACUUGCAGGGAAGGCUACUUACCAGUGACAAGUUGCUAGACUGGGGCAUUCAAGUUGAUGCAGAAUGUGUGUUCUGUCAUGCACCAUUAAAAACCAAAGCUCAUCUAUUUGUGUAUUACGAAUUUGCUAGAAGAUUGUGGGAUAGGGUGUUGCUUUGGCUAUAAAGGCAACAUUAUUCAGCAAGUAGUUGGGAUCAACAUCUGGCCUCGGCAAUGCAAAAGAUAAAGGAAGAACUCAAGCUGCGGCUAUCUUUAAACUUGCUUAUGCUGAAGUGAUACAUGCUAUUUGGAUAGAGCAAAAUCUGAGAAUUUUCGAGCACAAAGAGAGAACAGUGGAGGGGAUUGCAAAGGAGGUGGCUUUCAUAUGUAAUGUUAGGGCUUCACCUGGUAUUGGAUCCUUGAUACAGGGAUUGACUUUCUAAGUUGUAGGUUGGAGUAUGUAUUAGUUUUAUUGUUUACUACCUAUGGUGAAGGUGCGUGAUGCCCUAUUCAUAAGGUGACUAGUUUCCUUUCACCUCUGUCUAUAGGUUUAGGAGUAUUUGGUGGUUCUGUUUUGAGAUAGCCGGGUGUGUAUCCGGGGCUGUGGCUAUGUAAA